AUGAAAAAAGACUUUGAGCCUUUCGCUCACAAAGGUAUAUUGGAGUUCGUUGGUGAGUUGGAGGGUAUAUGUCCCGCGACCACGGAGUUUAAGGAUUUCUUUGCAAAACUGAAAGAUUACAUAGAUUUUUGCUUUAAAACGACAUCAUCCGGAUUAAUAGACACUCAGGUCGAGAUGUCAAGGAAAACUAAGCAGCUCUCCAAGGCUAUGUCUGCAUUGACUAAAGAUGGAACAUCAGUGUAUUACUGGAAUAUGGUAAGUAGCGUGGGUUCAAUGGGAAAGUUUAUUGCUGAUGAGAGGACGAAAAGCAGUUCGAAGGAGAUGCCUUUGGAACAACAAAACCAAUUGUAUAGGCAUAUAGUAGGAUGGAUUGUACACAUCGGUCGAUUUGCGAAGGAGGCCUCCGAGAUGAAAGGCAAAACUAUAGAUCUAUCACCUUUUCGUAUUAAUUCUAACGAAUCUGAUUAUAAUAUUUCUGUUUUUCAAAGAUCUGCCAAUAAAACACAAGGAUCAUUCUCAUUACCCCUCUACUUGGAAAACUUCCCCAAAAUGAGGAAAGAUUUUGAGCCUUUCGCUUACAAAGGUAUGUUAGAUUUCGUGACUGACCUAGAGGUUAAGUGCCUCGCAAGCGCGGAGUUCAAGGGUUUCUUUGCAAAGCUGAAUGAUUACAUGGCCGGCUAUAAGUUAGCAUCAUCCGGUUCAGAUAUAGUACGCAUUGGUUCAGAUGUAGUACCCCUUCCGAUCGAGAUGGAAACUAGAACUAUGAAACUCUAUGUAGCUAUGUCUGCAUUGAAUGGUACUAAAGGCGGAACAUUGGAUCCGUGGAGGCUUAUGGAUGCCUUAUCGUCAAUGGGACAUUUUUUUGUUGUGAUGAAGAAGAACGGCUCGAAGGAGAUAACGUUUGAAGAAAGGAGAGAACUGACGUGGACUAUGGUGAGAUGGGCUCGAGCAGUAAGUUUAUUCGUGAAAACGGCCUCUGAGAAGAAAGGAGUAUCUAUUGAUAUAUCAUCUUUUGAAAAUUAUUACAACUCCAAUGUAUUAAUUCCUUCUAAAGUAGCUAGCGAUAAAACCGGAAGAGGUCAUCGUAAUGUCCCCAAAGACACAUCUGCAAACAACAGGUCAAACUCAACUAAACCUAAAUGA
Molecule: messenger RNA, 1143 nt
Organism: Arabis nemorensis
Lineage: Eukaryota; Viridiplantae; Streptophyta; Magnoliopsida; Brassicales; Brassicaceae
Source: the annotation of a GenBank genome assembly